CAACACUGCCACCUUAAGCAGAUUACUUUUUUGCGCUGCCUGUGUCAAACACGUAGCUCACUUCGCUUCUCUCCAUCAUGUUCAGGAUGCUGAAACACCACCUUCACCCGGGCUUUUUUGUCUUGUUCAUAUGGCUUUGUCACCUCAUGGAACAUCAAAAAGUUCAAGCUGGGAACUGCUGGCUGCAGCAGGGGAAGAACGGGAGGUGCCAGGUGCUCUACAUUCCCGGGAUGAGCAGGGAGGAGUGCUGUCGGAGCGGAAGACUGGGGACGUCCUGGACCGAAGAGGACGUCCCCAACAGCACGCUCUUUAGGUGGAUGAUCUUCAAUGGCGGAGCUCCAAAUUGCAUACCUUGCAAAGAAACCUGCGAUAAUGUUGACUGCGGACCCGGGAAGAGGUGCAAGAUGAACAGAAGGAGCAAGCCCCGCUGCGUGUGCGCACCGGACUGCACCAACAUCACCUGGAAAGGACCGGUCUGCGGCGCAGACGGAAAGACCUACAAAGAUGAAUGCGCACUGCUCAAAGCGAAAUGCAAAGGCCACCCCGACCUGGACGUGCAGUACCAGGGAAAGUGCAAGAGUAAGUACAUGUUAUGUGCAAUCUCUCAGCACUUUUUAUACUUUGUGUCACGUCUAAACUUCUUUUUUUUUGUCUGGACAGAAACGUGCCGCGACGUCUUGUGCCCCGGCAGCUCCACGUGCGUCGUGGACCAGACGAACAACGCGUACUGCGUGACGUGUAAUCGGAUUUGCCCUGAGGUGACAUCACCCGAGCAGUACUUGUGCGGAAACGACGGGAUCGUCUACGCCAGCGCGUGUCACCUGAGACGAGCGACCUGUCUCCUCGGCAGAUCUAUCGGAGUGGCGUACGAGGGGAAAUGCAUCAAGGCCAAGUCGUGUGAGGACAUCCAGUGCAGUGCAGGCAAGAAGUGUCUGUGGGACGCUCGGAUGAGCCGGGGACGCUGCUCGCUGUGCGACGAGACCUGUCCGGAGAGCAGGACGGACGAGGCAGUGUGCGCCAGCGACAACACCACGUAUCCCAGCGAGUGUGCCAUGAAGCAGGCCGCUUGCUCUAUGGGGGUGCUGCUGGAGGUCAAGCACUCAGGAUCUUGCAACUCCAUUACAGAAGACCAGGAGGAGGAUGAGGAUGAUGAGGACUCAGACUACAUGGCCUAUGUCCAUAUAUCUUCUAUACCGGAUGGAUAGGCCCCCGUCACUAGGGGAACAGUCCUAGGGCAAGGAAUCAUGUCCAUACUGUACAUUAUGUGUAUGCUUAUUUAUUUUUUAAAGAAAAAGGAAGUAUACAUAUAGUUCAGUCUGCUAGAUGUUUAUUUAUACUUUGUGUGUGUUUUAUAAUUUAUACAUUUACAAUGUCAGGCUUACUAUCUACCAUGAUAUAUUGUGUUACCACUCAUUUCCCCCUAUUUGUUGUUGUCCCUUUUUACUUUCCUUUCUCUUUUUUUUUAAUCAUGAAGAAAUAUAUUUGUCCAAAGAGAAGCAGUGUUAUUUAUUUGUCAUGUUACCGUAUAAGUAUAGGUCCUCUACAAGCUGUAAAUUGCAUUCCCUGAAGCUGUAAAAAAUCUGCUUGUUCCUGUCAAAUCUCUAUCACAGAUGUUUAUGUCACACAUACGUAAAUGCAUGUUUAGGCUGUGUGUUUAUUUAUUGGGAAUAUAUCAAUCAUUUUAUGUACAGAAGUGUUUCUGGUUUGUUUACAACUCAUAAGAACUGACCAAAGGGAUUAUCUCAAUGGUUUUCGCAAAAAGAGCAUUGUAAAGGUUGCAACACAGCAGUGAGGAAAUGGAAGAGAAAAAAAAAUGAGCCAUUUGUAUUUCUUUUCUUAUUUCUUUGAUUACUUCUUAGUUUUAGCCCUUUAGAUUUGUUUCCACAUGGAGACGAUGACUUAAGACAUUAUUUUCAAUAGCAUUUAUUUUGUCUGACCACAUUAGAGCAGAGGUAAGUUUUGGACAAUACUUGAUUAUUUUGGAAACAAUGUGCCAUUAACAUUUGUGUGCUGUCUUCUUGCCAAUGUGCUCCAAUUUGCUCUCGCAGAGCUAAAACAGGACUAACGUACUGCAGUACUCUUUCGCUAUAUCGGACGUCAUCACUUUGUUUCUUUGCAUUUUUAUUUUCAAACAUCACAAGAGAAAUACAAAAUUCUGUUAUGAAUAUAUAGUUUUGUAUUUUUUAUGUAAAUGUCAUAUGUACAUACAAAGUUUGAUGGUAUUUGUACAGAUAUGAAGAGUGAAACAAUAAAAAAAAAUUUCCUUAUA
This is a messenger RNA of Anarrhichthys ocellatus (wolf-eel), 2269 nucleotides long. It is a transcript of the gene fsta, whose product is annotated as follistatin a. Gene Ontology annotation, molecular function: activin binding; protein binding. Bases 78 to 1205 code for a protein of 375 amino acids. Gene Ontology annotation, cellular component: extracellular region. Gene Ontology annotation, biological process: cell differentiation; negative regulation of activin receptor signaling pathway; multicellular organism development. The transcript is spliced from 5 exons. The record is from RefSeq and is a predicted model, not a curated record. Lineage: Eukaryota; Metazoa; Chordata; Actinopteri; Perciformes; Anarhichadidae.